This is a messenger RNA of Suillus paluster, 338 nucleotides long. RefSeq lists its product as uncharacterized. Lineage: Eukaryota; Fungi; Basidiomycota; Agaricomycetes; Boletales; Suillaceae. The record is from RefSeq and is a predicted model, not a curated record. Bases 64 to 243 code for a protein of 59 amino acids. The transcript has a single exon.
CCUCAGCUCUAUGUUCACGGUAUCAGAGGCUUGGAGUACACACGGACAAAGUUCUGGUUCUACAUGCUCGAUGGUCUUUACCAAUCAGCAGUCGUCUUCUUCAUCCCCUACUUGGUCUGGCAGCUUGGAUUAGCCGUAUCAUAUAACGGCAAAGGAAUCGAUUCGUUGGCGGACUUUGGAACGACCGUCGCGAUUGCUGCCAUUUUUGCAGCGAACACCUAUGUCGGGAUGAACACCCACUAGUGAGUGCUUUCUCAUGCUACUCGACAAUGUUGAACGGUGAUUCAUUUAGCUGGACCCACAUCACUUGGAUCGUCGUCAUCGGGUCGUCCCUUGUC